ACGCAGUAUUUAUCUCCAUUUUUCGCACAGACCCUAUCUAGUACUGUAGCAGAGGCGGUAAAGUGUGUAGUGGCCUUUAAAAAUGCCGUGCUUUAUUUUAUUGCCUUCUAGUGGAAAUUUCGAAAUUAAGCUCCCUAUCUGCACUACGAAGUCCUUAAACUGGGCUAUAUGUUAUAGACAUGUGUCUCACAAUAAACGUUCCUUAAUUAAAUAUCGUUGAGAUCAUCAGAUUUGUGAUUCGCGGAAUUUCUUUGUUUUCAGAUGGUAUCUGUGACCGAAGAGCUUUUCGUUAAAAAAAGAAACUACAAGACUAACACGAAAUACCGCUGCCUCUCGGCGCUAUUGGUUGAAGAUCUCGGAAGCGGAGAAUAUGACUACCAGCUAUCAGCAAGAGAGGAAGGAGGAACACGCGUAACAUACUAUGUCACCGUGACCGCUAAUACAACUGGUAACCACCCGGAGCCAAAUGCAGCAAUCUACCCGGAAGACCCAUUCGAGGGCAAAAUGAAUCACAAGAUUGUCACCAUGGAUGACAAACACUCAUGCUUUGUCUUGGUUCGAGUUACGGGUGGAACAAACAGAGAAUGCUACCUUGCGAUGACGCAGAGCACAGUGAAGGGCACCAUUCCCCAUCAAUGCGAAAGUGCAUACACUACUUACUGCGGUGGCAAGAGUCUCACCCUUUACGAAGAUGACUGCUAGGCGUAGAUAAGCCAGCCACCAGAUUGGUGUCUUAGCGUAGGAUAUAGGCGUAGUAAUAAAGGUGUAUAU
Molecule: messenger RNA, 771 nt
Organism: Dermacentor silvarum
Lineage: Eukaryota; Metazoa; Arthropoda; Arachnida; Ixodida; Ixodidae
Exons: 4
Coding region: 262-702 (146 amino acids)
Biological process (GO): symbiont-mediated perturbation of host defenses
Molecular function (GO): amine binding
Source: RefSeq, a predicted model, not a curated record